Gavialis gangeticus (Gharial) is the source of this 2366-nucleotide messenger RNA. It is a transcript of the gene FADS6, whose product is annotated as fatty acid desaturase 6. Gene Ontology annotation, cellular component: membrane. The record is from RefSeq and is a predicted model, not a curated record. Gene Ontology annotation, molecular function: oxidoreductase activity, acting on paired donors, with oxidation of a pair of donors resulting in the reduction of molecular oxygen to two molecules of water. The transcript is spliced from 6 exons. Gene Ontology annotation, biological process: lipid metabolic process. NCBI's taxonomy places the organism in Eukaryota, Metazoa, Chordata, Crocodylia, Gavialidae. Bases 496 to 1878 code for a protein of 460 amino acids.
CCCUGCUGCCCUGUCUCCCUCUGCCUCUCCCUCUCGCUGCUUGUCAGCACAGCUCUUUGCUUCUCUACAGGAGCAGUUACUUAUUUUUACAUCUCUGCCCUUCUCGUGUCCUUCGGCCGUGGCGAGAACGGCAGCGCUUGUGGGAGCCUGUCGCAUAGGCUGUCCUGCCUGACAGGCAGAGUGCAUGGCAGCAGCUGGAAGGGAGUGGAGGAGGCAGAUCCAGGGAGAGGAUGUGAGGGCAAAAAAGGGGCUGAGUCUAGAGAUGGGACCAGCGCCAACUUCUCAUCGAUUGAGCUAAGCAGUUUGAGCUCAGAGGCUGCAGGCGUUUUUCUGCUUGUGCGCGGGCACCGCUGCCAAGGCCAGCUGCAUUUCUCUGCUGUUUCUCUUCUUGGGGCAGCUGCCUUUGUCACCUGACUGCAAAGGCACCCGGGACCCUGCACCACUCAGCGCUGUCCUGUGCUCUGCAGGGAGAUGGAGCCGUAGCAGGAGCUACCGAUGGAGGGCAUGGUGCUGCACCAAAGGAGUCAGGAGAGGAAGAUGCCAGACGGGGCAGGAGCUGCUGGGCUAGAGCAGCUGCAGAAAGGUCCUCCCCCGAGCCACCAAGUGGAGCAGCAGGAACUCCUGGGAGAGGAGAGCUGUGCCCUGGAGAAAGGUGAGCAACUGGGGCAAGGGGACAUGUCAACCCUGGAGGCGGCAGAGCCAGGGAAACAGCUGCUGAAUGGAACCGGGAGCCAGGGGCCCCCGGAGCAGGAGGAGAUGCCCAAGGGACAAGACCCAGGGCCUACAGUCCUGGACGCUGAUGGAAAUGUUGCCUCAGGAGAAGCGAUACCGAGGGCCUUUUGGAGAGCUACCAAGGGGGACCCCGAGCCCUCCGAGGAGGGGAGGAAUGAGGAAGCCCUGAUGGGGGAGCUCUCGGAGCUGGUGCACAAGGUGGUGAAGAGCAGCACCUGGUGGGAGAGAUACGGCGUAGACAACUGCAUCAUUGCCCUCAGCCUCCUCAUCCUUCCUGCAGGGUUUUUAUGCCUGCGUUCAGACAACACCUUGCCUUUCCUGUUGGGCAUCUUCAUCCUCGGCAUAGCGCACCAUACAGUAGCGGUGAAAGCAACCCACUUGGCCAGCCACAAUGCCUUGAUGGAGUCCAAGACUUGGGGAAAAGUUUGGGCCAUAUUCUUCAUUGAGGUCUGUUCAGCUUUUACAGUUGAACAGGGAAUCUACAACCACGUGAAAAUCCACCAUGCAUACACUAAUGUUAUUGGCCUGGGCGACUCCAGCAGCUGGAAGCUUCCUUUCUUGAACCGAUAUGUCUACAUGUUCAUUGCACCCAUAGCCAUCCCUAUUUUAACCCCUCUAGUAGCACUUGAUUUACUGAGGAAUGUCAAGUUGGCAACAGCUCUCCGGACAGUCUGCUGCAUGUUUCUGGGUCUCUACUCCCAUUACUGGCUCCUGCUCAAUGUCUCCGGGUUCCAGUCAGUGUGGUCCCCCCUCCUCUGCAUGUUAAUGACACGGUCACUCCUGGCCCAUCCUUUUCUCCACGUUAACAUCUUCCAGCACAUUGGCCUCCCCAUGUUCGCAGUGGAUAAGAAGCCCAGACGGAUUCACCUGAUGAGCCUUGGUGUUCUGAACCUGCCCCGGAACAUCUUGCUGGAUUGGUCUUUUGGGCACUCGCUCAUCAGCUGCCACGUGGAGCAUCACCUCUUCCCACACCUCUCGGACAACAUGUGCCUGAAGGUAAAGCCCAUAGUCUCUCAGUACCUGAAGAAGAAGAAGCUGUCAUAUAAUGAAGACACCUACAUGUCCAGAUUCAGGCUUUUUCUGCACAACUAUGAGGAACUGAUGGUCUACGCCCCUCCAAUAACAGAACUUGUGGGGAUUCAGUGAUGACAGACCGUGGAACACUGUCAGGACAUCCGUGGGUCUGCCCAGUGGGAAGGCUGGUUCUGACAAUGUGAAGAAGUUGAGAACCAAAGACAUCUGCCCUUAUAAAGCAAUCAGAGAGGAAAUGAGUUUAUUCCAAAUAUCUUGCUUUUAUAUAGAUAAAGACACACAUAGGGAACAAAACAAUAACAGCUGAAUAAGGAAUAGCAGCUGACCAGUGAUGGGGGAAAGGGAAUUAUGUAGCGCCAUUACAUUAGUACCCACUGGGAAUUUACUGGGAGGAUCAGUAGCUGGCAUUUAGUUUUCCUCCAUUCUGUUUUAACUCUUGAUUCCUGAUUUCUGUUUUGUGGUGUCUCUGGAGCACAGGACUGGGAGUCCACUAUGGAGGGAUUUCCAGUUCAGUUCCAGUGUGCCACGGGCAGAAGGAGCUGGGAAGCUGGCAGUACAUAGUCUCUUAACUCUAAGGCAGCGGUUCCCAAACUGUGGGUCAU